AUGAGCAAAUCUAGAUCUAUUUGGACUCCCUUUGAUGAUUGUUUAUUAGUCCAAGCUGUAAAUUUGGAGCCCACCACCCGAAUCAACUGGAACGUUAUUGCCGGUCACUUUCGGGCGCGUAAUUCGAGAUCUUGUAGAAUUAGUAGCCGCGUUGAGGAUAAUGAGGAUGAUUCAGUUAAGAGAUAUGGUCGCCCACCGUCAAGCUCCCCAAACAAUCGAUCAACAGACGAUGGACGCGUUCCGGAACGCCUUAUUGAGGCCAAAGCUGAAUUGGAACGCAAGGCAAUUGAUGCUUAUGUCAAAUAUAUGGCAGAUACUGUAUAG
Funneliformis caledonium is the source of this 324-nucleotide messenger RNA. The record is from the annotation of a GenBank genome assembly. Lineage: Eukaryota; Fungi; Glomeromycota; Glomeromycetes; Glomerales; Glomeraceae.